Argentina anserina (silverweed cinquefoil) is the source of this 3063-nucleotide messenger RNA. Its product is annotated as receptor-like protein EIX2. The coding region runs from base 26 to 3001 and encodes 991 amino acids. NCBI's taxonomy places the organism in Eukaryota, Viridiplantae, Streptophyta, Magnoliopsida, Rosales, Rosaceae. The record is from RefSeq and is a predicted model, not a curated record. Gene Ontology annotation, molecular function: protein binding. The transcript has a single exon.
UCCAUUGAAUAAGAACUCAGAAAGCAUGGAACACAGUACUCCUUUGGUACUUCUUUUACUAGUACUACUAAUAGGAACUUCAUACCUUCACACAGUCAAACUUGGUUUCUGCAAUGCAGAUCCUAAUGUGAAUUGCAUGGAUAUCGAAAGGAAAGCCCUUCUGAAGCUUAGAGAGGGCUUCACUGAUCCUUCUGGCCGUCUUUCAUCUUGGGUUGGAGUAGAUUGCUGCAAUUGGAGAGGUAUAGGCUGCAACAGCACAACUGGACGCGUGGACAGCCUUGAUCUUCGCAACCCCUAUCCGGAAGGUUUGGACAGUGUUGGUGAUGAAAUAUUGCACACUUUGGGAGGUGAGAUCAAUCCUUCUUUGCUUGUUUUGAAAGAGUUGGUUUACUUGGAUUUGAGCAUGAAUGAUUUCGGAGGUCUUGACCUUCCAAGUUUCAUUGGAUCACUAGAGAGAAUAACACACCUCAAUUUAUCUGGGGCAUCUUUUGGUGGAGUGCUUCCCUCCAGUCUUGGAAACCUUUCAAAUUUGCUUCACCUUGAUCUCAGUAAUAAUGAUAUUGAGAGUGAUCUCAGAUGGCUUUCCAGUCUUUCUUCCUUGGAGUUUCUGAACUUGGGAGGAGCAGACCUUACCAAGACUGCACCAUAUUGGCUCCCCACUGUUAAUAUGCUCCCUUCACUUCUUGAAUUGCAUUUGCCUGGUUGUGGACUUUCCAUUUUUCCACCUACUCUUCCCCAUAUCAAUUUCACCUCACUUUUGGUUCUUGACCUCUCUACCAAUGGUUUUAACUCCACCCUUCCUCCCUGGUUGUUCAAUCUUACUCACCUACUCUAUCUUGACCUAAGUUCCAACAAUCUGCAUGGAGAACUUCCAGAAACAUUUGGGAGUUUGACUCAUCUGAAGAACCUUGAUUUGUCUGAGAAUUCAGACAUUGGAGGUCAGCUGCCGAGAAACUUAGGGAUGCUAUGCAAUUUGCAGUCUCUUAAACUUUCAAUCAACAAAGUUACUGGUGAGAUAACUGAUUUCAUUGACAGUUUGUCUAGAUGCUCAAACAGCAGCUUAGAGGGAUUGGAUUUAGGUUUUAACAGUCUCACAGGUCACUUGCCUAAUUCAUUAGGACAUCUUCAGAACUUAAGAUACCUCACGUUGUGGCACAACUCAUUCCAGGGUUCAAUUCCAGAAUCUAUUGGAAAAUUGACAUCUUUGGAGGACUUUUACCUUGCAUACAAUAAGAUGGGUGGAGUCAUCCCGGAAAGUUUUGGGCAGCUCUCAUCACUCGUAGCAGUAGAUCUAUCUGAAAACACAUGGGAAGGUGUUAUCACAGAAGCUCAUUUUCUGAAACUUCCAAGCUUAAAAGAGGUGUCAAUCCAGAAAGCCUCCCCAAACAUUUCCCUAGUUUUCAACAUUAGUUCUAAGUGGAUGCCUCCUUUCAAAUUAAGAUACUUGAACCUUAGAUCAUGUCAACUGGGCCCCAAAUUUCCUGCUUGGCUUAGAAAUCAGACGGAGCUUGUCACGGUGGUCCUCAAUAAUGCUGGGAUUGCAGAUAGCAUACCAGAUUGGUUUUGGCAGUUAGAUUUGUUAUUAGAUGAGCUAGAUGUUGCUUACAAUAAACUAAGCGGCAAAGUGCCAAACUCGUUAAGGUUCAUCAGUUCUUCUAAUGCUGAUUUGAGUUCAAACCGCUUUGAAGGUUCCCUCCCACUUUGGUCACCAAACAUCUCCACACUCUACCUCAGGGAUAACCGGUUUACAGGGCCAAUUCCUUCAAACAUCGGUGACGUGAUGCCCUCCUUGUCCGAUUUAGACAUCUCGAGGAAUGGAUUAACUGGAAGCAUUCCCCUGUCUCUAGGUAAUCUAAGCCUGUUGACAACCAUGGUUCUUUCGCAUAAUUACUUGACUGGUGAAAUUCCUCAUUUCUGGAAUAGCAUACCAGACUUGUAUAUUGUAGAUUUGUCAAACAACAGCCUGUCUGGUACAGUUCCAAGGUCCAUGGAUUCUCUCAUUUCACUGAGAUUCUUGAUACUCUCUGACAACAGCUUGUCAGGCAAGCUUCCUUCCUUGAGAAACUGCACCGGCAUGAAGAGUCUUGAUCUUGGUGAAAACAGGUUCUCUGGAAACAUUCCGGCGUGGAUAGGAGAAAGCAUGCCCUCUUUGUUGAUUCUACGCUUGAGUUCCAACUCAUUCACUGGAAACAUUCCUUCACAGUUAUGUGGCCUUUCCAAUCUUCACAUAUUGGACCUCUCAAACAAUACGCUUUCUGGUCAUAUUCCACAAUGUGUUGGUAAUCUGAGCGGCUUGAAAAUAUCUGAAGUCUCAGAUAAAGAUACAUCAUACCUUUACCAGGGGAAACUGAAGGUGGUGACAAAAGGAAGAGUUCUAGAUUAUAGUCCCACUCUUUACCUUGUUAAUAACCUAGAUCUCUCAAACAAUAACCUAUCUGGAGAUAUGCCUAUGGAGCUUACGACGCUGGUAAAGUUGUGGACCUUGAAUUUGUCCAUGAAUCAUUUGACAGGAAAGAUCCCAUCGAAAAUGGGCAACAUGGAGUUGAUAGAAACUCUUGAUCUUUCGAUAAACAAUCUGUCAGGUACGAUUCCACCGAGCAUGGUUUCUUUGACAUUCUUGGCACAUCUAAACCUGUCAUACAACAAUCUUUCCGGCGAAAUCCCAACAGCCAACCAGUUCAAAACUCUGGUUGAUCCAUCCAUAUAUGAAGGCAAUGAUGCUCUUUGUGGGUAUCCAUUACCCACUUCUUGCCAAGGCGAUGAAACUCCUCAGCUUCCAAGUGAAGAUGGUGAAGAAGAAGAUGACAGCAAUAAGCUUGGAUUAAUCAUCAGCGUGGUGCUAGGUUUCAUUACAGGGUUCUGGGGAGUUUUUGGGACUUUGGUCAUCAAGAAGUCCUGGAGAAAUGCAUAUUUUCAGUUCGUUUACAAAAUAAAGUAUGCAAUUCUAGAUUUUAGCUCAUCCAUGGGAAAGGGUCUGUGGAAAGGUGCAGAUAGAAUUUAAAGAACUUGUUUUCUCCUUUUAUGAUUCAGAAAAUAAAGCAAUGUCAUGCAUGAUCACUAGAA